AUGUUCCUUCUUCUGGUCCUUCUCGCUCGACUUGGAGAGCUGCACGCAGGCCCCAAUCCUCAUAAAACAUUUCUGCAGACCACAGUUCCUGAGAAGAUUUCAUCAUCUGAUGCAAAAAGAAAUCCAGAAAAUAAUAUUGCUUAUGUCAUUACAAUAAAAGGAAAACCAUAUUUUGUCCAUCUCAAAAAGCAAUCAUUUUUAUCUUCAAUUUCUGUUGUUUACUUUUAUGACAAAGAUGACAUCAAACAUUCUAAGUCUUUGUUAGCUCAGAUGGAUUGCAGUUAUCAUGGAUAUGUUGCAGGUUUUCCAAAUUCUCUUGUGUCACUCAACACUUGUUCAGGACUCAGGGGAACAUUGCAGCUUAAAAACAUCUCAUAUGGAAUUGAACCAAUGGAGGCCAUAUCAGGAUUUGUGCACAUGAUUUAUGAAGAAAAACUUGGUAACACUAAUAUACCUCUCUUAGGAGAAAACAGGAGUUACAGCUAUGACAGUGUAUAUUAUUAUAACAAAGAAAGGUCACAAAGAACUGAAUUUUUCAAGUUAUACCCUCAAAAUCUUGAAAUGUAUAUUAUUGUGGAUAAAAAUCUGUUUGAUUACAUGGGCUCUGAUAUAAAGGCUGUAACACAGAAGGUUAUUCAGAUAAUUGGCUUUGUUAACACUAUGUUUUCCCAGUUAAAACUGACUGUUGUAAUAAAUUCCAUAGAAAUCUGGUCAAAUAAAAACAAAAUUUCUACUAUAGGAGAUCCUAAUAAUAUAUUAUCUAGAUUUUUAGAAUGGAAAUACAAGCAUAUCUUGCGACCUCAUCAGGUUACAUAUUUGUUUGCCUUCCAGAAAUAUCCUAGUUUUAUAGGAGCCACAUUUCCUGGAAAAAUAUGUAAUAAAAAUUUUGCUGUAGGAGUUGCUCUGUAUCCAGAGGGUUUAUCCUUGGAGUCAUACACUGUCAGUAUCGUGCAGUUGCUUGGCUUUAAUCUGGGAUUGAGUUAUGAUGAUCCUGACAUUUGCUAUUGUUCAGGAGAUGUUUGCACAAUGUCACGUAAAGCAGUGCAGUCUGGGGGUGUAAAGGAGUUUAGCACCUGUAAUUUGGAUGACUUCAAAUACUUAGCUUCACAUUCUGGCUUUGAAUGUCUUCAGAACAUCCUUCCUGAAAUACCAGUUUAUAAACAAAGACAGAGGAGAGUAUGUGGUAAUGGGAAAUUGGAAGAAGGUGAACAAUGUGAUUGUGGCACUAUACAGACUUGUACGCAUAAAGCCUGCUGUGACCCUAGAUCGUGUGUAAUAAAAACUGGUAAACAAUGUGGUUCUGGGGAAUGCUGCACGCUAGAUUGCAAGCUAAGACCAGGUGGUAUACCGUGCAGGAAAUCUUUGGAUGAAUGUGAUUUCACUGAAUACUGCAAUGGGGUUUCCUCACACUGUGUGCCUGACACUUAUGCACGCAACGGACAAAGUUGUGAAUCUGGUGAUGCCUUUUGUUAUGAGGGACGAUGUCGGACAGCUAGCAAACAGUGUAAAAAAUUGAUUGGUGGAGCUUCUAGAGGUGGUUCAUUUGCUUGUUAUGAUGAAAUAAAUUCAAGAGCAGAUAGAUAUGGAAACUGUGGCCGAGACUUUUGUAGUUUUAGUAAUCUUCUAUGUGGAAAAUUAGUCUGUGCGUGGCCACACAAGGCAUUAGUAUCACGUGCAAAUUUGUCUGUGAUUUACUCACAUGUCCGAGAGGAAAUGUGUGUAUCUACAUAUCGAAGCAAAGAAAAGGUCAUUAAAAAUACAUGGACAACAUAUGAAACACCUGAGGAUAGAGAUGAUACAUUUGUACAAGAUGGCACUGUGUGUGGUCCUGCUAUGUAUUGUAUCAACUUUUCCUGUGUAGAAAUUCAAUACCAGAUAAAUACUCAGCAGUGCAAUUCUUCUUAUUGCAAUAGCCAUGGAGUUUGCAACAAUUUACAUCAUUGCCACUGUGAACAGGGGUUUGCUCCUCCUACAUGCCUGGAGAAGAAGGGAGAAUUUGGAAGUAUAGAUGAUGGGCACAAGGCUCCAUCCGGUAAAAGCAACUUGAGGGAAGGAAAUACCACUCCUUCAAAACACCAAUUUCAACUCAUUUUCUACAUUUCUCUACCUGUGCUCAUCAUCACUGCUGUUGUCUUAAUAAAGCAUAAAAAAAUAAGAGAGCUGUGCUACAGAGGGGAAACUGAAAGUGAGAGGUCUGUGUCAGAAGAAAGCAGUAGUAACAGCAAGUUAUCACCCAGUGUAAGUCUCAACCUCUUCCCUAUAUACUCCCAACUUGAAUCCAGAAGAGGCUUUGAAUCGGUGAAGCAGCCCAAAACCCUCGUCUCAUGA
Nyctereutes procyonoides (raccoon dog) is the source of this 2328-nucleotide messenger RNA. Its product is annotated as disintegrin and metalloproteinase domain-containing protein 5-like. The coding region runs from base 1 to 2328 and encodes 775 amino acids. Gene Ontology annotation, molecular function: metalloendopeptidase activity. The transcript is spliced from 21 exons. Gene Ontology annotation, biological process: proteolysis; binding of sperm to zona pellucida; cell adhesion. NCBI's taxonomy places the organism in Eukaryota, Metazoa, Chordata, Mammalia, Carnivora, Canidae. Gene Ontology annotation, cellular component: plasma membrane. The record is from RefSeq and is a predicted model, not a curated record.